Auanema sp. JU1783 is the source of this 2910-nucleotide messenger RNA. The record is from the annotation of a GenBank genome assembly. Lineage: Eukaryota; Metazoa; Nematoda; Chromadorea; Rhabditida; Rhabditidae.
AUGAGGCCAGACGCUGAAGUCUUAGAUUUGUUUUAUGGGCUUGCUGAAUUGCAGAAUACUGCCAGGAUAAAUUCUGUUGCUUCCCUAAUAGAAAUAACUAAUUCUGAUGAAAGGAUAGCCGAUUACUGCGUAGAGAGAAUCAUCGGCGGAAUAUCUUCACCCCGUUACGCUACUCGAAUUGGAUUUUCGACUACUCUUUCCUUGAUAUUAGAAAAGCAUGCUUCCAGGUGGCCCUUAGAUAAAGUUUUUCAGUUAGCAGACAGUAAACUUGAUUUACUCAAGGAAAAUCCCAAAUUCGCCAUAGGUCAAUACCUCAUCUGUUCUUCACUCAUAUGUGCACCUUCUUAUCAAGCAAAUAUUAUCCAAAUCGCGGAAAAGUUAUGUCAGCUGUAUAGAAAUUUCCCUUUCUUGAAAAUGAGUAUUUGCCAAACCUUCGCCGAUAUGUCGGUGGGAAUGGACUCAAAAAAAUUCAAAAAGGGUAUUUACGCUCUCAUUAAAGACUACGUUGAGAACGCUAUCAGAACCCCACUGCCAGAAUUCUUCUUCUUUGUACUCGAGGUUUAUCAAGAACAUGCAGCCGUUCUCGCUGAUACUCUUUCGUUCGUAAAAAAAGAUGGCACAAUCCAUUUCGAACAGAAAGAUUUUCCCAGAAUUCUAUUAGCAUUGAAAAAAUGUGAGGCUAGUGCUGUCAAGACGUUUGUUGUGAAGCUUUUACAAUGUGCACAGAAGUCUGAUCAGUUUGUGGACAUGUAUUGCCGAGUACUCGAGAAGUGGGCUUCUAGUGGAGACGAGUCAAAAGUUUUGGAACGCAUUUUCCGCACAGCUGAUACUUCUCUCGAAUAUACGAAUGGUUACAAGGAUGUUAUGGCCGUCUUCAGUCCUCUCUUAGUUUCAAAAAUCACAAGCGUGUUACUUGGUAGACAAGGAUUGGAAAAACGUUUCUCAAAAGCAAAGAUCACAGCAUUCUGUACUGUAUUCGCCGAAAAACUGAACAAAACCGUUGACAAUACCGAAGCUGCCUUGGAUGUUUUAAGCACGUUCGAGAAAUUGGGAAAUUUGGAGGCUCUUUCCUUGGGAAAUAUCACUUCCACUUUACUUGCGAAGUUGGAUAAGAACGCUGUAACUAAAUGGAUUGAGACUGUCACUACCGCAUCUGCUGUCCGAAGAAUUAUUUCUGCUUUCCCAGCAUGGUCGACUGAUGCAAAAUCGGCUGCUUUGCUGCAUCUUAUAAAAAGACCGGCUUGUGAAGAUAUCCUCUACACUAUUUCCAACUGCUUGGAUUCUUUGUACAAGAUUAAGGUGAGACCCGGAGAAUCAGUCGCCAUCAGUUUCCCUACUGAGAAUGAAGCUAUCUUGAGACAAUUGGUUGAAGCUAUACCCGGUUCCACAGUCAAGAAAGCAGACAAAGCAUUGAAGAAGAGCCCACUGUCUAAACCUCUCACUGUUUUGUGGCUCAGUCUGAACAUUUGGGCUCACAUCUCCUGUGAUAACGAGAAGAAAGAGUAUUAUACGGAAACCGCUAAGGAAGUCAUUCAAAUUGCAGAGUCAAAGGAUGCUAUCAAUAACACGGUUCUUAUCGAUUUGUUAAUUGCUCUACUCGGGCAAACAGCCAAAUUCCAUCGUGCUGUUGCUUAUUAUGUGUUUGUUGACAUCCUACCAACAAUCAAGGAUGAGGAUGUAUUGCAUAUCUUCAAUACUCUCAUGUUAAGUGAUAAUGAGUUGAGUGGAAAGAACGAGGACAGUGAUGACGAAGAGGAUGAAGAUAUGGAUGAUAAUGAUGAUAAUGAUGAAGCCGAGAAAUCAGAAGAAGAGAAUGUCUCCGAAGAGUCAGACGAAGAAGGAGAAGUCGAUGCCGAUUUAGUAGGCAAACUCAAACAGGCCUUAGGAGCAGCGGCAGCCGACGAUGAAGAGGUUGACACUCCUGAUUGGGAUGAUGCUGCCAUGUUCGCUAUGGAUGAAAAACUCUCCGCUGUUUUCAAAAAUAUCGCAGCUCCUGGUCAAUCAAAGAAGGAAGCUUCUGUUAAUAUGCAAACAUUCCGCUCGAAGGUUACAGAUUUCUUGUUGUUUACAGUAUCCUCUGCUAAUACACCACAAAAUGUUAAAUUGAACCUUAUUCUUCCACUAAUCAAACUGAUCAAAGUCCAAACAAAAAGACCAACAGAAGGACCAGCUGCCAAGAAGACAGUAGAACUUCUCGAAAUCAUUUCAAAGCUGAAGAAAGUUACUUCUACUGAAAAGGAAGUGUUGAAAUUAGUGGACGAGAUAAUCAAGGAAUCUUCUGAAGUUGCCAACCCUGAAUUCGUCAAAGGAAUCAGCGCCGUCAUUUCUUUCUUGUUUUCUGUUUGUACAUCUGGAACUAAAGUGCCUGCAUCACUCAAGAAGGUUUAUGUAGAAUUGUUCACCAACUUCGUUUGUCAGGAAGAAGGAAAUAUUAAUAACGAAUUUGCAACUGCCACUAUUUAUAAGUAUCCAAGUUUCUUCGUGGAUGAGGUUCCAAAUUUCGUUGAUUUUGCUUUUGAUGAGAAGUACAGAAUUUUCAGAAGAACUGAAACUGUGUCCUGUUUGACUGCUAUUCUUAAAGCCUCCGAUAAAAUUGACAAAAAUGCCAUUAAAAAAUUGUUGAAGAACGUGAAAACUUUCUUAUCCCACUUCAUCAGUAACAUCGCCGAGAAAGACACAAUCAAACCAAGAUUCUUCGCUUCUGUUCUUAAACUUCUGCUCACUCUUGCCAAUAAAAAUGAUGAAGACUUAAAGGAAAAAGUAUCAAAGCAACUGUUGUCCACACUCGAAACUUUCACAGAAGACGAGAAAGUUUGGAAAGCAAAUUUGAAGAAAUGCAACUCUGCCUGCAUACAAUUGUGUGGAAAGAAUCCUCUCCCGUAUAUCAACUCCAUAAUCAAACUAUUAUAA